Arabidopsis lyrata subsp. lyrata is the source of this 2271-nucleotide messenger RNA. RefSeq names its product F-box protein At5g39450. Lineage: Eukaryota; Viridiplantae; Streptophyta; Magnoliopsida; Brassicales; Brassicaceae. The transcript has 2 exons. The record is from RefSeq and is a predicted model, not a curated record. Gene Ontology annotation, molecular function: protein binding. Bases 283 to 2022 code for a protein of 579 amino acids.
GAGAAAAGUACCUUUUAGCAAAUUAUUCUAUUUUUUCAAACUAGUCCCUCAAGUUUUUAUUAUUUAGUGAAAGAAACACUAAAAAGACUUCAACAGUGUAGUCAACUUAAAGACCAAUGUCUCUCUCACAUCGUCUUCUUAGUUAGUGAUUUCCUCAUUUUUCUUCCACAAUUUAAUUCGGAUCGAGUUCUACUUUGAUGGGUAAUUGAAAAGUUUGAUUCUUGUUCACGUUAAAGCGAUCUGAUUCAAACCCCCCAAAGCUGCGUUUUUGAUCUUCAUAGUAUGAAUCAGAUGAGGAAGAAUGGCGAUUUAGGGUCGGAAUCAUUUGGUGCUUGCUUGCUUCUGUCUCUUCCAGAAGAUGUAAUUGCUGUUAUAGCUCGUUUUGUAUCUCCAAGAGACAUUUGCAAUCUAAGCUUAUGCUGCAAAAGUCUUUGUGAGGUUUUUGAUUCAGAAAGGAUCUGGCUUGUGCAAUGUGAAGUAGUAAAGGUUCUUUCUUUAUCUGAAAUGAUCCAAUGGCGAAUCGGAAUCUCUUCUUAUAAGGCGUUUUGUCGGUUUCUUGGAGAGGUAAUGAAGCCUCUUGUUGGUGUUUGGGUUCACCAAAACCCUGAGCUUGGGAAUGUUGUUUAUGUAAUGCCUGGUUUUUUGUCUGUUGUUGGGUGUCGGAUAAUUCCACAAGAGGUUGGUCCUUUGGGGAUUGAGGAGGCUCGAGUUAUGUGGUCACCCGUGUUUGAGAUAAUCUGCGGUUUUGAUGGCUCUGCCAAGUUUUUCCUCCAUGGAAGAGACGGAAAACUACAUUGCUGCCUGCAUCCUGGUUUUGUUAUGGGCAUUGAGAAGAGUUGUAAUGUGCUUUUACUCGAGGUUGAGACUAGGCGAGAGAAGGAGUUAUGCAGUGAGAUUGAGACUGUGUUGUUGGGAGAGACAGGGGUUCAGUUACCAUUUCGCAAACUACCCUUUAGUUAUAGAAGGAAUUUACUUCACAUAGUGACAAGCACUGUUGGUAUACCUGUACCUGAUCUAUCAAGUGAAAGGUUAUUUCCCACGUCGAAAGAUGAUGAAGCGGUGUUGUCUGAACACAGAACCAUGCUCCUUAAAAUGCACAAGUUUGGUGGUGAUUGGAAUCACAUGAACCUGGAGGAUGAGUGUAUAAAUAUUCCAAAUCAGGUAGACAUAAACGAAUCGUGGAAGCAUCUUGGAUUUGAAGUCGAUAAUCGCAACAUGGACGCUGGGAAUCAGACACAAAGGAAGACCUUUAGUAGGUAUUUCAGAAGUGGCAUAAAGCAUAUUCUCGGGAGGUCUAGUUCUUUAAAGAACACGUCUUCUUCAAGAAGUGAUACUAGACCUUGGAAUCUCCAAAAAUUUCUUAAUUUUGGUGAUUCCAUAGGUCUUAGUCUCAAAGCUUCCAAUAUUAAGCUGUCUUCUUAUCAAGGUUGGCCAAACAUGGACGAAACCCGUUAUGCCCUUUAUAAGCUACCGAUUAAGAAUCCCAUCGCUAACGAAGAGUAUGCCGGCUUGUGGGGAGGAACUUUUGGCUGGCCACCAGGAAAAUGUACAGAAGAUAAACCCGGGAAGGCUCUUUUUUUACUGAUGCUCUCUUAUGAAGAAUCUCAAGAUGGUACUGAGAGACUUCUUAUAGGGACGAAAAUACUCGAAGGAACUCACUACGCGAUGCAUCCUAAUGGAUCUGCAAUGUUUGUUAUAAAGAUUGAUUCACCUUCCUUUGAGCUUUUUCCUUUCGAUACAAAUGGAGAAGAUUUUGAGCAUUCUUACGCAGGAGAAGGUACUGCAAAGGGUUAUGGUUUCCGGUAUCCUGGUUACAAACCGGGUACACUUUUCGUAACAUCUAAAGGUCUUCUCAUGUUUGUUUGGAAAGCAACUAAAGUUGUGUUGACAUUGCAAAGACUUGACCUUGGAGAGCUCUUAAGGAAAGGCGUGUGUGUAUCGCCUUUACCUCCAUGUUUGAAUUUUGCUUAUUUGACAAAAUCUCACACCAAUGUGUUUGCCCCUGAACGAAGAAGAUCGUAGGAGAUUCCUGCAACAUAUUUGAAGCUCACAAGUCCUCUCUGUUUCCAAUAUAAUAAUCUCAUUAUCGGAGAUCACUGAUAUUUACACUCAAUAUGCUACGUGUGUCUCUAUAGUUACUAAAUAUAAAACAUAUAUUGCUAAAGGAACUACGUUGGUGUACUUUUUACUGUUUGGAUUCAGUAUCAAAGCUACAUUGAUGUGUUGGAACUAUUACACAAACUACAUAUAUGUGUUGGACUAUUACACAAA